This is a messenger RNA of Molossus molossus (Pallas's mastiff bat), 3739 nucleotides long. RefSeq names its product SUMO specific peptidase 6 (gene SENP6). Gene Ontology annotation, biological process: regulation of spindle assembly; regulation of kinetochore assembly; protein desumoylation. Gene Ontology annotation, molecular function: SUMO-specific endopeptidase activity. Bases 16 to 3441 code for a protein of 1141 amino acids. The transcript has 25 exons. Lineage: Eukaryota; Metazoa; Chordata; Mammalia; Chiroptera; Molossidae. Gene Ontology annotation, cellular component: nucleus; cytoplasm. The record is from RefSeq and is a predicted model, not a curated record.
CGUGGGAGGAGGAAGAUGGCGGCUGGCAAGAGCGGCGGCGGCACCGGGGAGAUUACUUUUCUGGAAGCUUUGACUAAAUCAGAAUCUAAGAGAGAUGGAGGUUUUAAAAAUAAUUGGAGCUUUGAUCAUGGAGAAGAAAGUGAAGGAGAUACAGAUAAAGAUGAGACAAAUCUACUCAAUGUAGAUGAAGAUGAGGAUUCUGAAACCUCAAAAGGAAAAACGUUAAAUCGUCAAUCUGAAAUUGUUGCUACUGGUUCUGGUGAUUCUUGGAAGACAUGUGCAAGACGAAACAAGACUGAAAAUGUAAAACCUUUAAAAGGCAACCCAAUUGGACUUAACAUGUUGAGCAACAAAAAGAGACUGAGUGAAAAUACACAGAAUGCACCAUUAUGUUCUGGAACUGUUAUUGAUGGUAGAUGUUUUCAUCAUGCUAAUGCACAAGUACCAAUAGUAAAAACAGCAGCCCAAAGCAGUCUGGACCAAAAGGAAAGGAAACACAUACCAAAUAUUGGAUAUAGAGUAGCCAUAAUGUAUGAAGUGUCGGCAGAUACACUUAAUAGUUUAUUGACAUUAAAUUACAAUACAUGGAAAGAAUAUCCAUCUCAUGUCCAAAAAUUUGAAAGUAAUUCAGUAAAGUCAAGUCGGCCCCAUGGUGUUGAUCGUAUAAUGAAGAAAACAGAAGAGUCUGAAUCACAUUUAGAGUCUGAAAUUAAAAGGAAAGUAUCACAGAAACGUCACAGUACAUAUCAGUCUACUCCUCCUCUGUCUCCUGCCUCAAAAAAAUGUUUAACUGAUUUAGAGGAUUUGCAAAGAAAUUACAGACAAGCUAUAACUUUGAAUGAAUCAACUGGACCAUUAUUGAGAACGUCAAAUCAGAAUUCUGGAGGACAGAAGUCACAGAACACAACAUUAACACUCAAGAAGUUUUAUGGCAACAGUGUGGGAAAGGUUCCAAUUGAUAUUAUUGUGAAUUGUGGUGAUAGACAGAAUUAUUUACAGACUAAUGGGAAAGUCGUUUUACCUAGGGCAAAGGGAGCAAAAACCACAAACCUGAAAGAAAGGAAAACAAGCCUUUCAGACCUAAAUGAUCCAAUCAUUUUGUCCAGUGAUGAUGAUGAUGACAGUGACAGGACUAACAGAAGAGAGAGCAUAUCUCCUCAACCUGCUGAUUCAGCAUGUUCUUCCCCAGCACCAUCCACUGGAAAAGUAGAAGCAGCACUAAAUGAAAAUACCUGUAGAUUAGAGCAUGAACUAAGAAGCAUUCCAGCAGAUUCAGAGUUAAAUACAGUCCCAUUGCCAAGAAAAGCAAGAAUGAAAGAUCAGUUUGGUAAUUCUAUUAUCAACACACCUAUAAAACGUCGCAAAGUGAUUUCUCAAGAAACUUUAGUUGAUCCUGUAUCUUUAAGCUGCCAGAAUUCCUUUGACAGUGUCAUUUUAAACUGUCGAAGUAUACGAGUAGGAACACUCUUUCGGCUAUUAAUAGAGCCUGUAAUUUUUUGUUUAGAUUUUAUCAAGAUACAGCUAGAAGAACCAGAAAAUGAUCCUGUAGGGAUUACUUUAAAUACCUCUGAUUUAACUAAAUGUGAAUGGUGUAAUGUCCGAAAAUUACCAGUAGUGUUUCUUCAGACGAUACCAGCAGUUUAUCAGAAGCUGAGUAUGCAACUGCAGAUGGAGGAUAAAGUUUGGAAUGAUUGUAAAGGAAUAAAUAAGUUAACAAAUUUGGAAGAACAGUAUAUAAUUUUAAUUUUUCAAAAUGGCCUUGAUCCUCAAGCAAAUACAGUAUUUGAAAGUAUCAUUACUGAAAUUGGUAUAAAGAAUAAUGUGUCCAAUUUUUUUGUGAAAAUUCCCUUUGAAGAAGCCAAUAGCAGACUUGUUGCCUGUACAAGAACCUAUGAAGAAAGCAUCAAAGGAAGUUGUGUGCAAAAAGAAAACAAAAUUAAAAAUGUGCCCCUGGAAUCUAAAAUACACUUUAAAAGCAAACAUGAAUUCCAGUUUUUUGAUGAUGAGGAGGAAACUGGAGAGAGUCAUACCAUCUUUAUGGGUCCUGUAGAAAAAUUGAUAGUAUAUCCACCACCUCCAGCCAAGGGAGGCAUCUCCGUUACUAAUGAGGACCUGCACUGUUUAAGUGAAGGAGAAUUUUUAAAUGAUGUUAUUAUAGACUUUUAUUUGAAAUAUUUGGUGCUUGAAAAACUGAAGAAAGAAGAAGCUGACCGAAUUCAUAUAUUCAGUUCUUUUUUCUAUAAACGCCUUAAUCAGAGAGAGAGGAGGAAUCUUCAUGAAACAACUAAUCUAUCAAUACAGCAAAAGCGGCAUGGGAGAGUAAAAACAUGGACUCGGCAUGUAGAUAUUUUUGAGAAGGAUUUUAUUUUUGUACCCCUUAAUGAAGCUGCACACUGGUUUUUGGCUGUUGUUUGUUUCCCUGGUUUGGAAAAACCAAAGUAUGAACCUAAUCCUCAUUACCAUGAAAAUACAGCCAUGCAAAAAUGUUCAACUGUAGAGGACAGUUGUAUUUCUUCUCCUUCAGCCAGUGAAAUGGACAGUUGUUCACAAAACUCUUCUGCCAAGCCUGUAAUUAAGAAGAUGCUAAACAAAAAGCAUUGCGUAGCUGUAAUUGAUUCAAGUGCUGAACAGGAAGAAAGUGACCCUCGUUAUCGGAAAAACAUAUGCAGUGUGAAAUGUAGUCUGAAAAAAAUAAAUCAUACUGCAAGUGAAAAUGAAGAAUCAAAUAAAGGAGAAUCUGCAUGCCAGAAAGUUGUUGAUAGGACUAAAAGUGAGAAUGGCCUACAGAAUGAAUAUUUAAGUUCUAUGCACCAUACAGAUGGCUUAAGCAAAAUCAGGCUAAACUAUAGUGAUGAGUCAGCUGAAGCUAGUAAAAUGCUUGAAGAUGAACUCAUCGACUUCUCAGAAGAUCAGGACAACCAGGAUGAUAGUAGUGAUGAUGGAUUCCUUGCUGAUGACAAUUGCAAUUCAGAAAUAGGACAGUGGCAUCUAAAGCCUACUAUCUGUAAACAGCCUUGUAUCCUACUGAUGGACUCACUCAGAGGCCCUUCUCGAUCAAAUGUUGUAAAAAUUUUAAGAGAGUAUUUAGAGGUGGAAUGGGAAGUUAAAAAAGGAAGCAAAAGAAGUUUUUCCAAAGAUGUUAUGAAAGGCUCUAAUCCAAAAGUACCCCAACAAAAUAACUUCAGUGAUUGUGGUGUAUACGUAUUACAGUAUGUAGAGAGCUUUUUUGAGAAUCCAAUUCUCAAUUUUGAACUACCUAUGAAUUUGGCAAACUGGUUUCCUCCCCCAAGAAUGAGAACAAAAAGAGAAGAAAUUCGAAACAUAAUUCUAAAGCUGCAGGAAGAUCAGAGCAAAGAGAAAAAGAAGCAUAAGGACACUUACUCAACAGAAACAUCUUUAGGUGAAGGAACAGAACAGUGUGUUGACAGUAUCUCAGAUUGACCAUUUCUGAUUCUUGUCAGUGUUGUCCUGAGAAACUGAGUGACUUUCACCUUUGGGUACAGACAGUAAAGAACGGAGGUGCUCACUACUCAGAGUGAUUCGAAAUGUUAAUGCUUGUAUAAAUGUCAUAUAAUUAAUUUCCAAUGGAGUAUGUAUUGUCUGUAAAUAUGUUAAUGAGGCCAAUUUUUCCAGCAUUUAUAAUUAUUUUUUUCACUUGUUAGGAAGCUUUUGUUAUGUAUUUUCUGUUAAUAGUACUUAAAACUGCAACUUCUAAACACAAAAUAAAUAAAUAUUUAUA